Molecule: messenger RNA, 3171 nt
Organism: Centropristis striata (black sea bass)
Lineage: Eukaryota; Metazoa; Chordata; Actinopteri; Perciformes; Serranidae
Product: E3 ubiquitin/ISG15 ligase TRIM25-like
Exons: 1
Coding region: 52-1722 (556 amino acids)
Molecular function (GO): zinc ion binding; protein binding
Source: RefSeq, a predicted model, not a curated record
UUCACUUAUGAGGAAGUGAAACUCAGACAGUCGUUGUGACUGAGAGGUGAAAUGGCGCAGAAAGGAGCUCAGCUGGACCGGGAAACUUUCUCUUGUUCCAUCUGUCUGGAUCUACUGAAGGAUCCGGUGACUACUUCUUGUGGACACAGCUACUGUAUGAAGUGUAUUAAAACACACUGGGAUGGAGAGGAUAGAAAGGGAAUCUACAGCUGCCCUGAGUGCAGACAGACGUUCACACCGAGGCCUGUCCUGCUGAAAAACACCAUGUUAGCAGUUUUAGUGGAUGAGCUGAAGAAGACCGGACUCCCAGCUGCUCCUGCUGACCUCUGCUAUGCUGGACCAGAAGAUGUGGCCUGUGAUGUCUGCACUGGGAGAAAACUGAAAGCUUUCAAGUCCUGUCUGCAGUGUCUGGCCUCGUACUGUGAGAAACACCUUCAGCCUCAUUAUGAAUCACCGAGAUUUAAGAAACACAAGCUGGUGGAGCCCUCCGAGAAGCUCCAGGAGAACGUCUGCUCUCGUCACGAUGAGGUGAUGAAGAUGUUCUGCCGUACUGAUCAGAAGUCUAUCUGUUAUCUCUGCUCUGUGGAGGAACAUAAAGGCCACGACACGGUCUCAGCUGCAGCAGAACGGACGGAGAAGCAGAAAGAGCUGGAGGUGAGUCGACAAAACAUCCAGCAGAGAAUCCAGGACAGAGAGAAAGAUGUGAAGCUGCUUCAACAGGAGGUGCACAACAUCAAUCGCUCCGCUGAUAAAACAGUGGAGGAUGGUGAGAAGGUCUUCACUGAGCUGAUCCGUCUCUUGGAGAAAAGAAGCUCCGAGGUGAAGCAGCAGGUCAGAUCCCAGCAGGACACUGAAGUGAGUCGAGUCAAAGAGCUUGAGGAGAAGCUGCAGCAGGAGAUCAGAGAGCUGAAGAGGAAAGACGCUGAGCUGAAGAAUCUCUCACACACAGAGGACCACAACCAGUUUCUGCACAGCUACCCCUCACUGUCAGCACUCAGAGAGUCUACAUCCAGCAUCCAGAUCCGUCCUCUGCGCUACUUUGAGGACGUGACAUGGGCUGUGUCAGAAGUCAGAGACAAACUACAGGACGUCCUGAGAGAGGAAUGGACAAAGCUCUCACUGACACUGACUGAAGUGGAUGUUUUACUGUCAGAUUCACCAGCAGAGCCCACGACCAGAGCUGGAUUCUUAAAAUAUUCAUGUGAGAUCACACUGGAUCCAAACACAGCACACACACGGCUGUUAUUAUCUGAGGGGAACAGAAAAGCAACAUGCAUGAGUAAUAAUCAGUCUUAUCCAAGUCACCCAGACAGAUUCACUUCAUAUAUUCAGGUCCUGAGUAGAGAGAGUCUGACUGGACGUUGUUACUGGGAGGUGGAGUUGAGAGGGGGUGGAGUUGAUGUAGCAGCUUCAUACAAGAACAUCAUCAGAGGGGGGAAUGACUCUAGAUUUGGAUGCAAUGACAAAUCUUGGUCAUUACAAUGUUGCAAACAAAGUUCUACAUUUAUGUACAACAACAUCAACACUCCCGUCUCAGGUCCUCACUCCUCCAGAGUGGGAGUGUACCUGGAUCACAGAGCAGGUAUUCUGUCCUUCUACAGCGUCUCUGACACCAUGACUCUCCUCCACAGAGUCCAGACCACGUUCACUCAGCCGCUCUAUGCUGGACUUCGGCUUUAUAUCAGUAAUGGAGACACUGCUGAGUUCUGUAAACUCAAAUAACCAAAAUAAUUUAAAGGAUGCAGGUUAAAAUGUGUUUUAACUUGUACAGCUCCCAUAUUGUUCACCUUUGUUGUGUUUUAUAAGAAUAUACAUUUGUGGUUUUACCUUCUAAAACCAUCUCAGAUCAGUUGUUCAUCUGCUCUCUCAGCCUCCUUCUGCAGCUCCAGCAACACAGAUCUCUGUCUCAUUAAUAUUCAAGGUCCUUUCUUUUGAUUGGCUGACAGUCUUGACUGACACACGGCCAGGCUAACCUCAGUUAACGGUUUGCAGCCUCGGUAAAAUUCACCGGUGAAUGCAAAAAGACGAUGGCCACCGCUGAGGAAGAUGUUCUCAGACUUUACAUGUUAGAGCCUGAUGAUGCUUCCCUCUGACUCAAACAUGAAAUAUAUUACUGGUUCACUUACAGGUUGCAGAUUUGGAGUCUGACAUGAUAAUGUGGAUACUGCCAUAUCCUAUAGGAGCAGCUUCUUUGAGUGACAGAUUUUUAGGAAGCAGUCAGAAAAUAUAUUUUCACAGUAUUUUUAUUGCAAAAACACCUGCUUUAUAAUCACAAGACUUGUAACUCAUGUUUUCUACAAUAUGGGACCUUUAAACUGAUUUCUUUCCAUGUUUGUUGCUGAGAGCUCAACGUUGUGGCAUUUCUUCUCUGCAGAGAUCAGCUGUCAAUCAAACAUUAUGGGCGGGGCUUUGACAUCUGUAAUAAUGGUGUUCUGUAAAUGUUUGACUUUCCUUCCUGUGUCUGUUGAGCCACGGAGGCUUUCACUGCUCAUGAUGACUGUUGUUCACCUCAACUCAUAUUUCUCUGCAUGAAAAUAUCAAUGUCUCUGAGCUCCAAAUGUUUGUUGAAUAUUCGUAUGUUGUUGUUUUUCUUUUACUGCAUGGGUCUGAAAAGAGGAAGCUCCAGAUAUUCAAAGAAAAUGUGUAAAAAAAAAACUAGAAUUAUAUCUUCAUUUAUUUGUUUGUUAGACCAAAUGUUGCUGUUAUAAUCUAAGUACAAAUGAGGCUCUAUGAUGUAUUAUAAAACUAUAAUUAUCAUGUUCAUAAUCAAUAAGGAAAUAAUCAUCUUGUAUAUCUCUGAGAUUCUGAUCAAACUAAUUGAUUGUGUGGAUGAAGUGAAUCUGUACAAGAAAUCACUGAACAAAAUCAUUUAACAAACUCCACUGAUGGGAUGUGUGAACAAACUGUUUAAUCAAUAAACAAACAUAAACAAAGUAUUUUCUUCUGGUCUUAAUUCCAGGGUUUGAUAUAAAGCUGAUGGAUAAAUGAUGAGACUAAUAUGAGAUAUAACUGAGGCUGUUCUCCUCCUGAAACAACACAAAGUUCACUGUUCAUGUUGAGAGCAGAAGAACAUUUGUCAGUCAGUCUCUCAUUUCUCCGACAAAAGCUGUUUUAAUGAGGAAAGUUCAAAGGUCAGAGUUUUCUAUCACUUGUUGCUUUUACAGCCAAGAU